Coniophora puteana RWD-64-598 SS2 is the source of this 399-nucleotide messenger RNA. RefSeq lists its product as uncharacterized. The record is from RefSeq and is a predicted model, not a curated record. The transcript has a single exon. NCBI's taxonomy places the organism in Eukaryota, Fungi, Basidiomycota, Agaricomycetes, Boletales, Coniophoraceae. The coding region runs from base 1 to 399 and encodes 132 amino acids.
AUGUCUACGAACCCGGCUGAAAGUCAUCCGUCGAGCGUGGUUAGCGACUCGUAUGAGAUCCAGUCACUCGCCACCGCGCCUUCGUCAGCCACAAUUGUCCCAAUACAGUCUCAGUCCCCGUCACCGGGGCCCGCCACACACCUCUCCUCAGAUAGUACAACUGUACCGGCACCCGAAGUCAUCUCCAUUGGGUCCAUCCUCGCGUCAUGCAAGCUUGACUCCGAACAUCUUGGACCCGUAAUGGAGGAGCUCGGCAUACACACGGCUGAGGAAGCUCGCGCGUUGGCGUCUAUGCCAAAUGAGGAUGUUACAGCGUUCUUUGAGAAGCACCACGAGAAGCUUGGAAUGAGCGAACUCCAGCGCUUCGUCUUUGUUUCUAAGUGCAAGAAGCUUGCGUGA